AUAGUGUUUAUGAUAUCUCAAGUUGGAUUGACGUGUUUAAUGGUGGGCUAUGCUAUAGCCGGUGGUUUUAUAUUUCUAUAUCUAGAGGCAGGACAUGCUAAAGAAAUAAGAAGCUUUGUAGGAUUUAAUAGAUUGGCACACGUAAAGAAAGUAUGGGAUAUAACCAGUAAACUGAAUAUCUUACACGAGGCCAACUGGACAAGAUUAGCCGAUGAAAUCUUUGAAGAAUUUCAACAGUCAGUAUAUGUUGCUGUACAGAAUGGCUGGGACGGACAAGAUAUCUUUGCAACAAAGGAAAUCGAGGAAGAAUGGAGUUUUGCUGGUUCACUGUUGUAUUCAGUAACUGUUAUAACUACAAUUGGUUAUGGUCACUUAACACCAAGAACAAAUUGGGGACGUAUCGUUACCAUAUUCUAUGCUAUAAUUGGGAUUCCACUUACUUUACUAUGUUUAUCUAACAUUGGGUGCCUGCUGGCCAAGUUAUUUCGGAUUCUAUGGAAACAUACGCAGUGUAAACGAUGCUGCAAGAAAGAAAAUAAUGAACCGGGAAGUGUUAUAGAGAAUCCUAUAAAUAAACCUUUAGUUCGAGGUCAAGGUUCACGUGACGUCAUCAGUGACAGUGCUCAUUAUAAUAACAUUUUAGAAAACAGACGACAUUCCGAUAUAAUUCGCGUACCUAUUCCAAUUUGCCUCUGUUUAUUAGCUCUGUACAUUGGUCUAGGAGCUCUGCUCUUCAGACUCUGGGAACGUUCGUGGUCUUAUAUGGACGCAUCUUACUUCUGUUUUGUGACAUUGAGUACUAUUGGUUUUGGUGAUUUAGUGCCGGGCUACACUCACGAGUCGUGGGGUAACCAGUAUAAACGCGUUGCUUGUACUUUAUACCUGUUAUUUGGACUGGUGGUUGUGGCUAUGUGCUUCGAUCUGAUCCAAACAGAAGUU
Messenger RNA from Lottia gigantea (owl limpet), 939 nucleotides. RefSeq lists its product as hypothetical. Gene Ontology annotation, molecular function: potassium ion leak channel activity. Lineage: Eukaryota; Metazoa; Mollusca; Gastropoda; Lottiidae. The annotation marks the transcript as partial. Gene Ontology annotation, biological process: potassium ion transmembrane transport; stabilization of membrane potential. The record is from RefSeq and is a predicted model, not a curated record. The transcript has 3 exons. Gene Ontology annotation, cellular component: membrane.